CUCGAGGCCUCCUUAACUCCCCACUGCCCACUGGACUUCCGCUCUUCUGCUUUUCGUGCUCUCUGUGAAUUGCCACGGUCUCCUGUUUCGCGAACCGCCAUGGCCAACAAUCCCUCACAGCUGCUCCCCUCUGAGCUGAUUGAUAGGUGCAUAGGUUCCAAGAUAUGGGUGAUAAUGAAAGGGGACAAGGAGCUUGUGGGCACUCUCCGGGGCUUCGAUGUCUACGUUAACAUGGUCCUCGAAGACGUCACUGAAUAUGAAAUCACUUCAGAGGGGCGGCGUAUAACUAAGCUUGACCAGAUAUUGCUCAAUGGAAACAACAUUGCCAUCCUGGUUCCUGGUGGUUCGCCUGAUCCGGAAUGAGAGCUUUGGUGAGGGCAACUCUGUAAUGUGAUUGAGGGCAGAACCCCUUCUCGGUUUUAUUGAGAAGUUGAGCGAAUUCACGGUGGCCCUCCCGAAUGUACUAUCUAGUUUUAUGGUAUUUGAUGCAGCUCUUGUACCCUACUUUUGUGGUUGUUUUAUUCAAGUCUGGAUGUUAUUGUUAAGACAAGCGCUCUUGGUCAUCUUUUGACGCUGCUAUGAACACUCUUUGUCUUAAGCAAAUCUUAGACAGGUUUUGAAAUUUGGAGGAGAAAAUGGAUCGAUAUCUGUUUAUGCGCUUUUAGUUUGGCGGUCGAAUAUGCUUUAUGCAGUAGUCAUGUAUAUUGCUUCUGCAACAAUCGAACUCUGAUGUCAAUCCUAAAGGACGUAAGG
Molecule: messenger RNA, 753 nt
Organism: Linum tenue
Lineage: Eukaryota; Viridiplantae; Streptophyta; Magnoliopsida; Malpighiales; Linaceae
Source: the annotation of a GenBank genome assembly